Zea mays is the source of this 4154-nucleotide messenger RNA. Its product is annotated as tyrosine-sulfated glycopeptide receptor 1. The record is from RefSeq and is a predicted model, not a curated record. Gene Ontology annotation, biological process: protein phosphorylation. The transcript has a single exon. Gene Ontology annotation, molecular function: protein kinase activity; ATP binding; protein binding. NCBI's taxonomy places the organism in Eukaryota, Viridiplantae, Streptophyta, Magnoliopsida, Poales, Poaceae. Bases 449 to 3727 code for a protein of 1092 amino acids.
ACUGUAACUUGGUUUUUAAGACUAAACAAACCGCCCUUCACACGCGGCCACGCCCUCUCCAACAAAGGGGCAAACUCAAAAAGUCAACCCUGUCCCUAGCCUCCUCUAACCCUUACAGCAGAAAUAUGACUUGCAGCGCAUUAGCAUCAUGUCAGCUGCCUGCAGUUGACCUGCAUUUUGAUAAGCAUUUUAGUUUUGGCGGCAUGACCGCAUUUUGAUAAGCAUUUUAGCCAGUAAUAAUCCUACUAUUUCUCUGCUCUGGAUGGAUGAGAUGAGGGCAUCAGCCAGUAUUUGACAGUUGGAUACUUCUCUAUCGUUUUCAAGACUCAAGUCAGAGAACUGCGCAUCUUUUCUUUACGAUAAUUUAGAAGCUUCCUCGACUAGGCUGGAGAAUUUCUGUGACCCCAUUGGCCACAAACAUGCGUAGCGGCCGCAACUCAGCAGGUCUAUGGCGAUUCGGCAGCGGCCUAUACAGCUGAGUUGCCAUGUCAUCGGCUCAUCGCCUCGAGAGGUGACGACACCGCUACUAAUCCUGCUGCUGCUGCUGCAAUGUCUCUGCAGCCGCGCCGGCGCGUGCACGGGGGAGGAGAGGGAGGCCCUGCUGUCCGUCCUCGCCGACCUCUCGCCGCCGCCCGGCGACGGCCUGAACGCGUCGUGGCGCGGCGGCUCGCCCGACUGCUGCACGUGGGACGGCGUGGGCUGCGGCAGCGAUGGCGCGGUCACGCGCGUCUGGCUGCCGCGCCGCGGGCUCAGCGGCACCAUCUCGCCGGCGCUCGCCAACCUCAGCGCGCUCACGCACCUCAACCUCUCCGGCAACAGCCUCGGCGGCGCGUUCCCGGCGGCGCUGCUCUCGCUGCCCAGUGCCGCCGUUGUCGACGUCAGCUACAACCGCCUGUCCGGCUCGCUGCCGGACCUGCCGCCGCCCGUGGGCGUGCUGCCGCUGCAGGCGCUCGACGUGUCCAGCAACAACCUGGCGGGGCGGUUCCCUUCCGCGAUAUGGGCCCACACGCCGAGCCUCGUGUCCCUCAACGCGAGCAACAACAGCUUCCAUGGCGCGAUCCCGUCGUUCUGCGCGAGCGCCACGGCCCUCGCCGUCCUUGACCUCUCCGUGAACCAGCUCGGCGGAGGCAUCCCCGCCGGGUUCGGCAACUGCUCGCAGCUGCGUGUCCUCAGCGUCGGCCGGAACAACCUAACCGGAGAGCUCCCCAGCGACGUCUUCGACGUGAAGCCGCUGCAGCAGCUGCUGAUCCCGUCGAACAAGAUACAGGGGAGGCUCGACCCCGGACGCAUCGCCAAGCUGAGCAACCUCGUCUCUCUCGACCUCAGCUACAACAUGUUCACCGGAGAGCUGCCCGAGUCCAUCAGCCAGCUGCCCAAGCUGGAGGAGCUCCGGCUUGGGCACAACAACCUGACCGGGACGCUCCCGCCAGCGCUCAGCAACUGGACCGGGCUCCGGUGCCUCGACCUCCGGUCGAACAGCUUUGUCGGGGACCUCGACGCCGUUGACUUCUCCGGCCUCGGCAACCUCACCGUCUUCGACGUGGCCGCCAACAACUUCACCGCCACGAUCCCGCAGAGCAUCUACUCCUGCACGUCGCUGAAGGCGCUCCGCUUUGGCGGCAACCAGAUGGAAGGGCAGGUCGCGCCGGAGAUCGGCAACCUGCGCCGGCUCCAGUUCCUGUCCUUGACCAUAAACUCGUUCACCAACAUCAGCGGCAUGUUCUGGAACCUCCAGGGGUGCGAGAACCUCACCGCGCUUCUAGUGUCGUACAACUUCUACGGCGAGGCCCUGCUGGACGCCGGCUGGGUCGGGGACCAUCUCAGGGGUCUCCGGCUUCUGGUGAUGGAGAACUGCGAGCUGACGGGUCAGAUACCAACGUGGCUGUCGAAGCUGCAGGACCUCAGUAUCUUGAAUCUCGGCGAUAACCGCCUCACCGGCCCGAUCCCGCGCUGGAUCGGCGGCAUGAAGAAGCUCUACUACCUGGACGUGUCCGGCAAUCUGCUGUCCGGUGGGAUUCCGCCGUCGCUGGCGGAGUUGCCGCUUCUCACGUCGGAGCAGGCCAUGGCAAACUUCAGCACAGGCCACAUGCCACUCACCUUCACCCUGACGCCCAACAACGGAGCGGCGAGCAGGCAAGGCCGCGGGUACUACCAGAUGUCCGGCGUCGCCACGACGCUCAACUUCAGCAACAACUACCUCACCGGCACGAUACCGCGCGAGAUCGGGCGGCUGGUGACUCUGCAGGUGCUUAACGUCGGCAACAACAACCUCUCCGGCGGAAUCCCGCCGGAGCUCUGCAGCCUUACCAAGCUGCAGUUUCUGAUCCUGCGCCGGAACCGUCUGACGGGGCCAAUCCCGCCGGCGCUCAACCGGCUCAACUUCCUCGCCGUCUUCAGCGUCUCGUACAACGAUCUGGAGGGGCCGAUUCCGACGGGCGGCCAGUUCGACGCGUUCCCGCCGGGGAGCUUUCGGGAGAACCCCAAGCUCUGCGGCAAGGUGAUCGCCGUCCCGUGUACGAAGCCCAAUGCCGGAGGCGUGUCGGCUUCGUCCAAACUAGUUAGCAAAAGGACUCUCGUGACCAUCGUCCUUGCAGUUUGCUCUGGAGUGGUCGCCAUCGUCGUCUUGGCAGGAUGCAUGGUGAUCGCCGUCAGGAGGGUGAAACCGAAGGGGUCAGUCGACGACGCCGGCAAGUUUGCGGAGGCGUCCAUGUUCGACUCGACGACAGACUUAUACGGCGACGACUCCAAGGACACGGUCCUGUUCAUGUCGGAGGCCGGCGGCGACGCGGCGAGGCAUGUCACGUUCUCGGACAUCCUCAUGGCGACCAACAACUUGGGCCCGGCGAGCAUCAUCGGGUCGGGCGGCUAUGGCCUGGUGUACCUCGCGGAGCUGGAGGACGGCACGCGCCUCGCGGUGAAGAAGCUCAACGGCGACAUGUGCCUGGCGGAUCGCGAGUUCCGCGCGGAGGUGGAGACGCUGUCGUCGGCGUCGGCGCGGCACGAGAACCUGGUCCCGCUCCAGGGCUUCUGCAUCCGCGGCCGGCUGCGGCUGCUGCUGUACCCGUACAUGGCAAACGGCAGCCUGCACGACUGGCUCCACGACCGGCCCGGCGGCGCGGAGGCGCUGCGGUGGCGGGACCGGCUCCGGAUCGCGCGGGGCACGAGCCGCGGCGUGCUCCACAUCCACGAGCACUGCACGCCGCGGAUCGUGCACCGGGACAUCAAGUCCAGCAACAUCCUCCUGGACGAGUCCGGCGAGGCCCGGGUGGCGGACUUCGGGCUCGCCAGGCUGAUCCUCCCCGACCGCACCCACGUGACGACGGAGCUGGUGGGCACGCCGGGGUACAUCCCGCCGGAGUACGGGCAGGCGUGGGUGGCCACGCGGCGCGGGGACGUGUACAGCUUCGGCGUCGUGCUGCUGGAGCUGCUCACGGGCAGGCGCCCCGUGGAGCUGGUGCCGGCGCAGCGGCAGCAGUGGGAGCUGGUCGGGUGGGUGGCGCGGAUGCGGUCACAGGGGAGACACGCGGAUGUGCUGGACCACCGGCUCAGGGGCGGCGGCGACGAGGCGCAGAUGCUGUACGUGCUCGACCUCGCCUGCCUCUGCGUCGACGCCGCGCCCUUCAGCCGGCCGGCGAUACAGGAGGUGGUCAGCUGGCUCGAGAACGUCGACACCAUCGGCGCGCCGUCCGAAGAUGUAAAAAUCUCGGGUGGCCACGGACAAACUUGAAAUUGGAAUAACUCCGCGUCCUUUUGUGAUCUGCGCUGAAGGAUGCAAAACCUUUGCGCGAACUAGCGAGAGUCGAUGACAGUUGACAGGACAAAUAAAAUUGUUUGCAGCAUUGCAACGAGCGCCAAGCCAGAUGCGCUUGGGAAAAAAAAAACCCACCACACUUUGCCAGGAGAGAAGGAAAGCUCCACCUGUUUAGUCUGGGCCCUUUUAAAUUUGGGCCUGUAUUGGCCCUAUAUGCUCUGCUCAGCCUUGUUGUGAGUAAGCUUUUAUUUGGGCCUAGUUGUUUUUUGGGUGAUUUGGGUCAAGCUACUUUUUAUACCCUAAUUUUGUACUCUCUUUUCUUUUUUCAGAGUCUUUAGUUCUGAAAAAAAAACUUUUGUUUUUGGGUCCUCAAGGUUUGCAAUUGAGCAUCACUUGGUUUAAA